AUGUCGAGAAGAAACCCUACAGGCAAAGGCAAACAAACCGGCGAAGAUAUGCCUUCAGACACCCAUGCCAUCUCUUCGUCCCUUAGCGGAAUUGCAGUCUCUCCUCGAACUUCAAAACACGCCCACCGGUCUAGUAUGGAGGACGACACGGUUGACGAGGUAGAGCUUAGCCUUUUGGGGGAAGAAGAACGUCGUGAGGCUGCCCAUGGACUCGAUAUUGAGGAGCAACAUGUCCAACCACAUUCCUUAUCCACCGAAGACAAAAAGGCCAUGGUUUUGCUGUGUGUUCUAUACCUAAUACAAGGGGUUCCUUUGGGUCUCGCUCUCGGAUCGGUCCCUUUUAUUCUCAGAGAGAAUUUAUCAUACUCGCAGCUGGGGACCUUUGCGCUCUCCGGCUAUCCAUAUUCCCUUAAAUUGUUAUGGUCUCCCAUCGUGGACUCAGUCUUCAUUCCGUCUAUUGGCCGCCGCAAGUCUUGGAUUAUACCAAUGCAACUUAUAAUCGGAACUCUCAUGCUCUAUAUUUCCCUCAACGUGCAAGUAUUAAUGGACAACGCAAGCCACCAUGUCGGACAGCUCACCUUCCUUUUCACCUCCCUCGUUUUCUUCUCGGCUACGCAAGAUAUCGCAGUCGACGGAUGGGCUCUUACCCUCCUCUCACCCGAAAGUCUAUCGUAUGCAUCAACAUGCCAAACUAUCGGCCUGAACACGGGAUUCUUCGCGUCGUUUACCGUGUUUCUCGCGUUUAACAGUGAAGCUUUCGCGACCAAAUGGGGUGUACCACAUCUCAGUCUUAGUGGCUACCUGAAGUUCUGGUGUGUUAUGUCCUACGCAGUUAGUCUGUGGCUACUGUUUGCCAAAAAGGAGAGGAAAGAAGCGCUCAGCGAUGUUGAUCUCAGUAUCAGCGCCGUGUAUAAGCAGAUAUGGGCCAUUUGCAAGCUUCGCCAUGUUCAGCUACUUAUUCUCAUGCAUCUGUUUGCCAAAAUUGGGUUCGCCGCCAACGAGGCUGCGACAUCCCUCAAGAUGGUUGAAAAAGGUUUCCUUCGAGAGGAUUUGGCUAUCGCCGUUCUCAUUGACUUCCCCUUCCAAAUCACCGGUGGAUGGCUAGCCGCAAAAUGGUCACGAGGAGACCAUCCUUUGCGCCCUUGGCUUAUCGCCUUUUGGCCACGUCUCGGGUUCGCCCUCAUGGCGACACUGAUUGUGUACUGGUUCCCCAGACCACCAAUUACCAUGGGCUUCUUCAUUUUCCUCAUCAUUCACACCGUCUUUUCCUCGUUCGCGAGCACAGUCCAAUUUGUAGGAAUUUCAGCGUUCCAUACUCGAAUUUCCGACCCACUCAUCGGAGGGACAUACAUGACGCUUCUGAACACAUUCACAAACAUGGGCGGGACAUGGCCGAAGUGGUUUGUGCUCAAAGGUGUCGACUUGUUCUCUGAGGCCACAUGCAAAGUGAAAUCGGGCAGCACACCACUGCUCACAAAAGGCAUGUCAGAGACCGAUCACUCCCAUCAAAUGUUAAUCCUCUUGAUAGUGUCUGAAUGUGUGUCUGACGCAGGUAAAGAGGCCUGCAAGGCUGCUGGAGGAGAGUGCCACAUCGAAAAAGAUGGGUACUACGUCGUUUCCGGAAUUUGCAUGGUGUUUGGAGCAGCAUUCUUGGUAUUCUACAUCAUUCCAACGGCUCGACGUCUACAGGCGCUGCCUACAUCGGCGUGGCGGGUGAAGAUGAGUUGA
Messenger RNA from Mycena indigotica, 1728 nucleotides. Its product is annotated as GYF domain-containing protein. NCBI's taxonomy places the organism in Eukaryota, Fungi, Basidiomycota, Agaricomycetes, Agaricales, Mycenaceae. The coding region runs from base 1 to 1728 and encodes 575 amino acids. Gene Ontology annotation, cellular component: membrane. The transcript has 13 exons. Gene Ontology annotation, molecular function: acetyl-CoA transmembrane transporter activity. The record is from RefSeq and is a predicted model, not a curated record.